GAGAGAGAGAGAGAGCUUCUCUUCGGUGCAUUAAGCCUCAUCAACUUACCUGCAGACAGGAGGGCAAGAGAGAGGGAGGAGGAAGAGCAAAGGAAAAAGGAACAUCCAGUUCUUGACCAAACAAGUUUGCAAAACAUGAGCAAAAGGGAUUAAGGUUCACAUUGGUUCGGUGCCAGUUUCAGGAUCGCUACAAAGACUGAAAACAUGCCUGAAAAGAUGCCUGAAAAUAAGCAGACAAUCCAGCGGACUGGAAGCUAUCUGUCUCACUCUGCUUACAGGAAGAUAAAAAGGGUGCUGAGCUUCAGAAGACGUGUAUUUGGUCAAAGGCUGGAGGAGACAGUCCUGUAUGAGAGGAGGUAUGGGGAUCACAUGGCUCCUUUGGUGGUGGAGCAGUGUGUUGAUUUCAUCCGAGAGCACGGGCUCACUGAGGUGGGACUCUUCAGGCAGCCCGGCCAGGCCACACUGGUUAAAGAGCUACAGGAAGCUUUUGAUGCUGGGGAGAAACCAUCUUUUGACAACAGCACAGAUGUUCACACAGUAGCAUCUUUGCUAAAGCUAUACCUCAGAGAGCUGCCUGAACCUCUGGUGCCAUUUUCUCGCUAUGAAGAGUUUCUUGUAUGUGGCAAAAGAAUCCCCUCAGACAGAGAAAAGGGUUUGCAAGACUUGAGGAGUCUCCUUUAUGAGCUACCUGUAGCGAACUUCAACCUCCUGAAAUACAUCUGCCAAUUCUUACAUGAUGUCCAGUCAUACUCCAGUGCCAAUAAGAUGAGUAUCCAGAACUUGGCAACUGUUUUCGGGCCAAAUAUCCUAAGGCCUAAAGCUGAGGACCCAGAAAGUAUCAUUGGAGGGGCAGCAGUUGUGCAACAUCUAAUGUCUGAACUGAUCCGUGAGCACAACCUGCUCUUCUCCCGAGAGAACUGCAACACUCCUGAAACAUCUUUACAAGCCACCCACCCCAUACAAAGACACAGUAACCUUGUGGAAUGGGUGCACGAACCACCUGCCCACCUGAGGGAACCUCUGUUGAGCAAAGAUCACAUGGUCCUUCCAGAUCAGACUGUUGCCUGUCCACAUAAACACUCUCUAACACUAAACACAGAGAGGAGAGGGUCUUUUCAAAGCCCUUGUGACAAAAACAUUACCCAUUUUUCAGAGACAGAGCAACAACUUCAAGAGAACUCUUCACCAACCAGCUCUGCUCUGAUUUACGACAACUACAGUCAGCACAGCUCAGCACAAGAAUCUCUCCAUAAAAGACAUGUACCUCCACCCUCCACCCCGCCACCUGCCUGUUCUUCUUUGAGCAAAGUACUGGAAGCUGGAGUUCAAAUAUCUAUGCAGUCAAGGAGCUGGCCUGACAUGGAAGAACCCAGCUGGGGACCAGAGAAAGCGUUAGGGGAAAAUGAAUCCCAGGAUAGAGGCAGCAGUGAAGCCCAGGAUAGUACCUUAUCUGUCUAUGACAACAUAGUUACUGAGGAGCAGGGGGAGCAAUAUAUAGAAGACAGGGAGGCCAAAGGUACUGCCAGUGUGGCUGAGAGCAGCAGCUCUUGGUCCUCCUGUGAGAUUGUGCCUUUGGAUGGGGGCUGUGGGAGCGGUGGAACUGCAAUCCCUUGCAAUGUCUCCCCAGGACAGUUCCCCUCAUUCAGAAUGGACUCUAGAGAGGAAGAACUUCGUCCUAACUCCCCUGCCUCAUCCUCUGCUCCUACAGAUGCGCCUUUAAGCACUGGCAGCAGCGAAGUCUUUUUGCCAAAUGCUCCCCAAGAGCCCCUGGGUUUUCCAGCUUCACACGCAAUGCAAUGCCUUGUUGCAGGGCUUCGUCAACAGAUGACCAAGCAAAAGGCAGAGUAUGAGGCAAAAAUCAACAGGCUGGAGCAGAGGAACAAGGUACUUCAUGGGGAAGUUGCAGGGCUGCGCUCAACUCUGCAGCAGCAGCGGCGCUGGGUCAGUGUGGCUGAGAUCAAGAUGAGAAAUGUAGAGCGAGCCCGUGCAGAUGCUGAUAGACGGAACGCCACUCUGCAACAGGAAAUGGAGCAGUUCUUCAAAACAUUUGGCGAGCUUAAGGCAGAGGCCCGGAAAACCAGUCGCAUUGUUCAGAGUUUUUGAAACAUUCAUGUGCAGCAUAUUAAGGUUUCACUCUUUUAAAGCAAUGUUUUCC
This is a messenger RNA of Sinocyclocheilus rhinocerous, 2155 nucleotides long. RefSeq names its product rho GTPase-activating protein 24-like. The record is from RefSeq and is a predicted model, not a curated record. Gene Ontology annotation, cellular component: focal adhesion. Gene Ontology annotation, molecular function: GTPase activator activity. Gene Ontology annotation, biological process: signal transduction; wound healing, spreading of epidermal cells; negative regulation of ruffle assembly. The coding region runs from base 205 to 2103 and encodes 632 amino acids. Lineage: Eukaryota; Metazoa; Chordata; Actinopteri; Cypriniformes; Cyprinidae. The transcript has 7 exons.